Molecule: messenger RNA, 1674 nt
Organism: Rotaria sp. Silwood1
Lineage: Eukaryota; Metazoa; Rotifera; Eurotatoria; Philodinida; Philodinidae
Source: the annotation of a GenBank genome assembly
AUGGCUCACUGUCAACUAAACAUUUUUCCUGUUGAACUUAUUCAUCAAUUAUUAAGCUAUUUUUCCACUCAGGAAAUUUUAUAUACAUUUUUUAAUGUUAGUUCUUAUAUCGAUAAUGUUUUACUUGGUGAUCCAAUUUUUUGUGUAAAUUUCAAAUCAAUUAAAAAAAGUGAAUUUGAUCUUAUCUGUCAACAAAUCAUACCGAAUCAAGUUAUUUCAUUAAUAUUAUGUGACAACGAAAAUACACCAGGUCAAGCUGAAAUCUUUCUAUCUCAUUUUCAAAUUGAUCAAUUUACUUGUCUUCGUUCAUUGAAAUUAAUUGAUGUUGGACCAGAUUUUUGGGAACCUAUUGUUUCAAAAUUAAAUGGCCUUAAAAAUUUACGCUCUUUUUUAUAUAUUUCAUCGACUAGAAUAGAUUCGUGGAUUUCUAAUCUUCCAGAUGAUGAAGUUACUCAACUUGAUCAACGUUUGUUUGAUAGUUACAGUUCAAUACUUCCACAAUUGAAUCGAUUGACAUUGGCUCAUGGAGAUUUUUUUAAAUCAGUUCAGUUUCCAUAUCUUCAUCAUUUAACAAUUGGACGAUGUAAAGCCGAUAUUAUAAGACAUAUAUGUUAUGCUGCACCGCAACUUAAAUCACUAAAAGCUGACCUUCGAUGUAAUGAAUCGACUAUGGAGUUUAUUUUUCCAUUUGGUCAAUUGAAACGACUUACUCUAACAAUUGAAGGUAUAUCUGUCUCAAUGAAACAUAUGGAACAACUAUUAGGAAAUCUUCCUAAUCUUAAAUAUUUAGAAUUACACGGAAAUGGUCAUGCUGAUUUAGUUGAUGGUCAACGAUGGGAAAUGAUAACAAGUCAUCUUAUAACAUUCAACUUCUUUUUUUCUGUACCAGACGAGUUAGAUGCACAAGAUCUUGAUUCAUUCCGUAGCUCAUACUGGCUUGAUAGGAAACAUUGGUUUGUUGCUUGCCUAAAUAGAUCUCUAUUUUCUGUACCUUAUUUUGCUGAAACAUGUGCCAAUGAAGAAUUUCAACCGAUUACUAUUUCGACAUUGUCUGACAACACAAUUUUCUAUAAUUAUAUUAUUCAGUUAACACUUUCAGAGCCGGUUGUUCACAUAAGUCAACGUUUUUCUCAAGCUCACACAUUAGUUAUGUUUCAUUUCAUUUCUUUAUCAUCUAUUGAACAGAUUGUUGAUCUUAAUCGAAUACAAAAUUUAAUUCUUUAUGCAACAACAAAUUAUUCUGGAAUUAAAUUUCUUAUAAACGAAAUGCCAAAUCUUUAUCGUCUUUCUAUUAGAAAUAAAAUAAAAAACUUUAUUGAAGAAGUUCAAUGUAAGCCAUAUGAAAAGAUUCGAAAACUCGAUAUUGGUAAUCGCUAUUCGACUAAUGAUGAUUAUGAGAAUGAUUACAGUAUUGAACAGUUAUAUAUUGUCUUUCCUAAGAUCGAACAGUUGAAUAUAGGUCAUUGGUGUUCAACAACGCACGUAUUUCAUUUCAUCAAUCGAUUUCCUCAAUUAUCAACUGUAUCAUUUCAUUUUUCAAAUUGGAUUCUCAGCGAAGAACAAAGAAAUAAGAAUAUGAUAGAAAUUAUAUCAAUUCUAGAUCAAAACCGACGGUCUCAAAAAUUUAAUUAUACAUACCGAUUCGAUAGAUCAUCUGUGUAUAUGUGGUUAUAA